This is a messenger RNA of Gongylonema pulchrum, 366 nucleotides long. NCBI's taxonomy places the organism in Eukaryota, Metazoa, Nematoda, Chromadorea, Rhabditida, Gongylonematidae. The record is from the annotation of a GenBank genome assembly.
AUGCUGUGGGAAUAUUUUUGGGAUUCUUGGUCUACAAAAUUGCCGUGGAUCAAUUCUAGCUCAGAGCCAGCGCUCACCGAUGAUUCAUUAAUAAUAACUCGAUCGGUGCUUAUUUUGCGACGCACUAGCGUGUACCUGAAAAUUCUGUUGAUUAAGAAGUGUGAGACGGAUGCGAGCAGAUGGCGAAUCAUGAUUGACCGGGCGCAAAUAAUUUGCCCAAGAAUAAAGCACAUCGAAAGUGACGAAUGCCCAUGGAGCUGGGCGCCUGGUUGUCACUGGUCAUCAUUCAUUGCAAGUGCAAAAUUGAACUCCAUCCCACGUCACGCACUGGUAUGUGGAUUGGUUGCAAGUGGUCGAGUUCAUUGA